CAGCUGCGCACACGCACACAAACAGCGCGCGACUAAACCCGAGUUUAAACAGUAACGGAAAAUCGGCUGGGAUUAUCACAAAGUAGUUAUUUUUCGUGAAGCGGUUUGUCGUUAAACACGUUCAGCUCGAGCAGCCGACAUUUUGGUGACUGUUUGGUGUUUUUUUGUUUUUGGUGACUCAAAACUAAAACAAACCCCGAGCCUUCUGUGAGGAUUCUAAGUAGAGAAAGGAGAGAGAAAGGUUGCGCAGUUUUAAGUGUAUGUUGCGUUGUCUUGUUGCGUUGUUAUUGACGUUAAAUGAAUCCGCGUUCAAAUAACCCGAAAUGUCAUGUCGUUAGCUUGCUAGCUCGAGCUGCUGUUGGCUCAGAGAGCGCGCGCCCGCGGGGGGUAUUUACAUAAACGCGUCUCAACUGAGUUCAACACGCCGCUCAUAUACAUAUUAAACUAUAGUUAAGCCCGGGUACGAACGGAGAAAUUAUUAUUAUUAUUAUUAUUUUUAUUUAUUAUUAACCCGGAGGAAUACGAGGCGGUGUGUCCGUGUGAACGCGUCCCGUCCGGGCUGAUGUUUGAUCCGAGUUCAGAUGAAGAUGUGGAUCCUGAACCGGAGCAGGCGGAGGAGCUCGCGGGAUUCCUCAGCAAGUGGACCAACUAUAUCCAUGGAUGGCAGGACCGCUGGGUCGUAUUGAAGAACACCACGUUGAGCUACUAUAAGGCUGAGCACGAGCGGGCGUAUGGCUGCAGAGGAUCGCUGUGUCUCAGCAAAGCUGUCAUCAAGCCGCAUGAAUUUGAUGAAUGUCGCUUUGACAUUAGUGUAAAUGACAGCAUUUGGUACUUGCGGGCUGAAGAUCCUGAUCUCCGGAGCCAGUGGAUUGACACCAUUAAAUUUCACAAGGCUGAAUCAGGCUAUGGUUCAGAAACCAGUCUACCCCACCAUGGAUCCAUGCUUUCCCUCACUUCUGCCACCAGCGGCCUUUCAACCACCUCUACUUCCUCCUUUAGGAAAGGCAACAGUCUCAGAGAGAAACUAGCAGAGAUGGAGACAUUCCGGGACAUUCUGUGCAGACAAGUGGACACACUGCAGCACUACUUUGACAGCUGUGCAAGUGCAGAUUACAGAGAUGAGUUCUUCAGUGACAGAGUAAUUGAGGAUGAUGAAGAUGAUUUUCCCACCUUACGGCCGGAUGGCGAUUACCUUCUCAACAGCAACAGCAGUAAAGAGAAGUUAUACUCGACCAGCUCCAGUGGGCCGAUUGGAAUUGAUUUCAAAGGUGAAGCCAUCACUUUUAAAGCCACCACAGAAGGCAUACUCUCUACAAUGUCCCACUGCAUCGAGAUCAUGGUCAAGCGUGAGGAGACCUGGCAGAAACGACUGGACAAAGAAAUGGAACAAAGGAGGAAAAUAGAAGAGUCCUAUACUUCAGCCAUAACAGAACUAAAGAAGAAACCUCACUAUGGAGGACCAGACUAUGAAGAGGGGCCAAACAGUCUUAUCAAUGAAGAUGAAUUCUUUGAUGCUGUGGAAGCAGCAUUGGAUAAGCAAGACAAGAUUGAGGAACAGACAGAGAAGUGCAGGAGCUCUUGGCCAGUUACACUCAGCUCCACAAAUAAUGCUCACAAAUACUCCAACAAGCCUCUUAGUCAUGCCUCCUCAGUGUCAUCUCUCGACUUAGUCAGUGCUUCUGAUGAUGUGCACAGACUCAGUGCUCAGGUGGAGGAAAUAAUACACAGUCACAUGACCCACUCCUUACAAGAUGUAGGUGGAGAUGCUAAUUGGCAACUUAUUACUGAAGAGGGCGAGCUAAAGGUGUACAGGAGAGAGGUGGAGGAGAACGGUGUCGUGUUGGACCCUCUUAAAGCCACAAAUGCUGUUAAAGGGGUUACUGGCCACGAGGUCUGUCAUUACUUCUGGGACACAGCCUUCCGGAAUGACUGGGAAACAACUGUCGAAAACUUUAGUGUGGUAGAGAAAUUAUCGGACAACGCAGUCAUUAUUUACCAGACGCAUAAGAGGGUGUGGCCUGCCUCACAAAGGGACAUCCUUUAUCUGUCAGUGAUUCGUAAAAUCCUGGCCACCAAUGAGAAUGAACCAGAUACAUGGAUUGUGUGCAAUUUCUCUGUGGAUCAUGACAGAUACCCACCCACAAGCAGAUGUAUCCGUGCCAAAAUCAAUGUGGCCAUGAUCUGCCAGACGCUUGUCAGUCCACCAGAGGGCAACAAAGAGAUCAGCAGAGAUGAUAUCCUCUGUAAAAUAACUUAUGUAGCCAAUGUGAACCCAGGUGGAUGGGCACCAGCGUCAGUCUUGCGUGCGGUCGCCAGACGAGAAUAUCCAAAAUUUUUAAGGCGCUUCAGUUCCUACGUUCAAGAUAAGACCAGCAACAAACCAAUCCUCCUUUAAAAAAGGUUGCCUGUUCUGUGAGAAUCGACCAGCCUCCCUUAAAGACAUCCCUAAGAGGCCUUAUCCAUCCCAACACACUAUAAAUUCCAAGCAGUACAAGAGCUUCAGAGAACUAAAGAACAAUUACUCAAAUAUUUUAUCCACCGGUCAAGUGGACUACAGUGUCCUGGAUCAGGAAUAUCAAUGUUCUUAUUCAGGGUUCCAGAAGAUCACAAGGUAUUCAUUUUACAUAAUACUUACAUGUACAGUGCAAGCUUUGUUUGUGCUUAGGGGAUGGGUACUGGUUGUUUUUGUCUGCUUUGCCUUUUAUAAGAGUUUAAGUGUUUACUUAUGGCUUUGUAAAAAAAAAAAAAAGAAAGAAAAACGUAUUCAUAUUUCUUGCACAUUAUCGUUUGACUUAUGUUUAUUAAAAUUAAAACACUAUAAACUUGAAUACCUUUUACGAAAAGCUAACAGGUUUCUUUUGGUGCAGUGUAGCCUUUUUUCUGCCUUUUUUUGAUCAAUAGAGAAUGUGAAGAGCUUUAAAUUAAAACUUAUUUUAGUGCUGUAUGCUUUAAUUUUAUGUAUAUUAUUUUGUGUAUAUGUAUGUGACAGAGGUUAAAGUAUGCAAAAGUUGAAGGAAAAAAUAGCGCUAUGAUGAAUUGAGUUGCCACAUUCAGACACUGUCAACUCUUUAGAGAAGAUUAAGCUCUACUUUUCUGUUUUUGUUUUGUAAAACAUUUCACAAAAUAAUGCAGAACUACCUUUGUUUGAGCAUUGGUUUUGGAUAUGUGCUUAUGUUAGACAAAAGACAUAAGUGUAUUUACCAGCUAUUUACUUAUAAUGGAAGAAAACCAUUUUAUUUGACCUGCAUAAAAUGAGUCAUAUUUAUGUAUAUCCUUAUUUGACAGAAUAACGUGAAGCAUAUACACAAAGUGUUUUAGUUGUUGUUAUUAUUAUUAUUGUUGUUGUAGCCCUUGGUUGACCUUAUUUUAGGGCUUCAUUUUGUUUAACACAAAAAUUUGUGUUGAUGUUAAUAUUUGCACUAAUUAUAAAAGCGUUGCUUUACAAUCAGUUUACACGUGUUGCCAAAUGCGAAUCAUAUGUAUGAAUGAUUUUAUAGAGAGUGGGAUGUAUGAAAAAUAAUACAGAUUAUUAUAAUGCUUGUUAAUAGUAACACUGAGAGUUUCACUAAGAAAUUUAUUUGUAAAUAUGUAAUAAGCAAAUGUAUCAGUCAUAUGUUAAUUGCACUCUGAAAAGAUUUAUGCAUAUGAUUAUGUGAAUAAACAGUUU
Molecule: messenger RNA, 3667 nt
Organism: Clarias gariepinus (North African catfish)
Lineage: Eukaryota; Metazoa; Chordata; Actinopteri; Siluriformes; Clariidae
Gene: cert1a
Product: ceramide transporter 1a
Exons: 18
Coding region: 563-2395 (610 amino acids)
Biological process (GO): ER to Golgi ceramide transport
Cellular component (GO): Golgi apparatus
Molecular function (GO): phosphatidylinositol-4-phosphate binding
Source: RefSeq, a predicted model, not a curated record